Bactrocera oleae (olive fruit fly) is the source of this 2373-nucleotide messenger RNA. The record is from RefSeq and is a predicted model, not a curated record. Lineage: Eukaryota; Metazoa; Arthropoda; Insecta; Diptera; Tephritidae.
AUCUACAAAAUUUGGGAAGAUCCUGCAGACUGCAGUAAUUUUAAAGUGAAGUAAAAUAGUUUUUUUGCAGAUUAAAUUAAUUAAAAUAGUAAUUGAAAAUACCAGAAAGGUGUGUAUCGCGAAUUUUUGAUAAGAAUACGUUUGAUAUGGUGUUGCUAAUACAAAAAAACUAUAUAAAGAAAAGUGCAUAAAAAUUUUGUGUGUGGCUAAGGUGUGGAAGUUAGUAAAUUUUCAUUCGGGACGUUCGCUAAUGACCCGUGGCAUAUAUUUCAUAUAUGACUGAUUUCAAGUAAUAGAUAUAUUAUAUAUACAAGUUCUCUAUUAAAAGUCUUAUAAAUUAAAAUUUUGGAAAUUGGGAAUAUGAAAUAUAAAACAAAAUUAUGUAAAUGAUUUCUGGCAUGAAGAAUUUAAUUUUGGUAAAUAAUAUUGAACAAAUUGUCGUUAUUUUUUUGGAGAAUCUGAUUUUAUGCAGUCGAAGAAUGUGUAAGAUUCGUUUUCGUAAAAAUAUGCGCACUAUAGCACUGCUCGAUCGCAUUGUAUCGUGCAAAAUGGCAAAUUUCCAACGUUCUUCUUUAUGCUUUUAUUUAUUAAUGGAAGUACAUAACUUGCUUUUGGCUGGUGACAAAUGUUCACUAAGAGAACUUUAUUACAAAGAUCCGGCCAAUAAUUGCAAAACUACCAAUAUUUAUACCAGUUUAAAAGAUGUCUGUGAACUUUUACGGACAACACCAUGGAAUUUGGGCAUAUCCGCAUCUGGAAAGGGGUUAAUUGCAGGUUCAAUACGUUUGCUUAUGAUAAAUGGUGACAUGAUCGACUGUUAUACCCAUUCUGGUGCUGUUUUACUACCACAAGAUCAUAAUGCUAUCAAUCAUUUGGAAACAAGUGCAUCUUUUGUACUAAUUGUCGAAAAAGAUACCAUAUUUUCUAAAUUAAUAUCACAGAAAAUAUUUGAAACUAUUGGAAACGAUAUAAUUUUGAUUACUGGAAAAGGUUAUCCCGAUUUAUGUACGCGUCAUAUUGUACAUCGCCUUUCAGUUGAGCAUAAGCUUCCAAUCUAUGCACUUUGCGAUGCAGAUCCAUUUGGUAUCGACAUUUUAUUAAUCUAUCAAUUUGGUUCGCGUAAAAUGCCAUAUGACAUUUCAAAAAAUUUAAUUUGCCCCAGUAUGCAAUGGUUAGGUAUUCAUCCAACCGAACUGAGUAUGUUUAAUUUUUCAACUGUGUCGCUAAACGAAUACGAUAAUAGUAAAAUACAAAAUAUAUUGCGUUAUAAGUAUUUAAAACCUGCCAUACGUGCAGAAUUGCAAAUAAUGCAACUUUUGCAAAAGAAAGUUCAUAUUGAUGAAUUACAUUGUAUCGCACAAAAAUUUCUCAUAAAUGAUUACUUACCGAAUAAGAUAAAACGCAAUCUUGCCAUUUGAGGAAAUAUAGAAUUAGUAUUAAGUUCAUAUCAAUAGUAUAAUAUUGGUGGUAAAUCAAUAAAUAUUUGUAGUUAGCUCAUAAUUUAAGCGCUUGAUUUUAUUACGCUUUGCGGAAAUCAUAUAAGGUAUGCAUUGUUUGUGUUGUGCAUUGUCCUUUGUGUGCUAAUUUGAUUUAAAAUCUUGCUAUCGAUAAUUUAAAACCAAAAUGAAUGAACUUUAUACAUCUGCACGUUAUAAAGCUUAAAUCGGUCGGUGCUUGAAUACAGCGGCAAAAAAACAUAAUAUUAGUUGAAUAAUUUUUCCACCACAACGCGAAUACAACUCGGUUGAGAAAAUGUAAAAUUUGACUAAUAUGUUGUAAUUAUGAGCACAUCUUAGCCACAAUUGGAAAAGUGUUAAUUCCUUGAAAACAACUCUAUAAACAAUUUUUAACAAGUAUUUUGUAAUUACUCUUUUUCAUUCAUUUAAUUAUUUCAUAUCUUUUACAGAUGGUCGUUAAAUUUAUCUAGUAAUAUUGCAGCUAAGGCUUGGUGAACAUCUAUAUGUAAAAUUUCACAUUUUUGGUGUUCACUGAUGCCAAAAACUAAACAAAGUAUAAAGACUGUUGGUACAGCGUGAGGAGAGUUAUAGCAGCGAUAAAAACAGCAUUUGGCGAGGACAAAUACAAGCAUCUACAUUAUUACACUUACAGGCCGGGAAAAGGCAACCGUUUAAGCAAAAUUUUAUCCAUUUUUGUCUUGUGUUAGUUUAAGCUUAAGUUGGCGUUGUUUGAAAUAAAAUGUCUGCUACAAUGCGAGCGACAUUACAAACAGUUCCUGAAUCCCUACCAACCGAACAUGUGUCCGCCACAACGGAUGCGGCUGCGGUACCGUCAAACACCCCAACGACAAAUUCUUUAACGGCCACUACCUUAAACACUACGCAACAGCAGCAGCAGCAACAACAACAAUACAAU